AUGGCUACAGUUACAAGUCGUUUGCCGUCAGAAAUCUCAAAAGGAUUGGAACGUCCAAAAAGCUUCAGCAUUACUCCAAACUCAGAACGUCGAAAUCAACUUUUUGGAUGUCGUUUAUCAGCAGAUGGAGAUCAGUGUAAUUUAUGCAAGUCGCUCAUAUCAAUUCCAAGCGGAUCAAAGCUUAAUGACUGUCAGCAGUUAUCAUUUAACGUAAAACGUGAAGGAAGUACAAGCAGCUACAACGAAAACACGAAGUUAUUACGAGAUGUUUUAGCAACUCCGCCAUCAUCUCGAGGAAACACCUUGAAAACUUUGUGCAGCCUUGCGGAAGAAGCGGUAGACGAUGGAGGUUCGUCAGAAAAGCCCUUAGCUCUGAUACCUGAUAGUGAUAGAAAGAAAGAAGAAACUGAUAAAAUAAUUCUUGAAAGAAAUGUGGUUGUAAGGAAUAUGAAUUGUUUUCCUGAUACUUUUCCUGCAGACUGUUGCUUCUUAAAGCUAGGGAAUAUGACUUUUUCUGAGGAAGAGUGGUUGUCUUUUGUCCAGAAACUGAAUGUUCACUGUGCAAAAAUGGAUGUCGCUAGGAAGUCACAAUCUCUCAGCAAGUUAUCGGCUUAUUUUGAAUGCUGCUUCGCUUCAAGUGCAGAACGGCAGAAACGUAUUUUGCGCGCUUUCAUCAACAAGUCAAACAGAAAGAUUUUUUAUCCUUGCGGUUUGCAAGUGGGCUUUGUUGACAGAGAGUUUAAAACGCUCGAAUUGGGAUUAAGGCGUAGUGAUGUUAGCGCAAAAGGUCUUAAAGUCGAUUCAGAUAUCCUCACUUUUCCUCAGUGA
This is a messenger RNA of Enterobius vermicularis (human pinworm), 828 nucleotides long. Lineage: Eukaryota; Metazoa; Nematoda; Chromadorea; Rhabditida; Oxyuridae. The record is from the annotation of a GenBank genome assembly.